UCUCUCAAAUAGAAAAGACGCUUCCGCUGUUGGUCAUGGUAAAAGUUGUGGUAUUGUGUUUGUUGUAUUGUCUUAGGAAUGGACGCUGGUACAGCAAUAUAGGUUGUUUAUUCUACUGAACAGUGAUCGGUCUGGCAAGCAUGGAAAGUAACUGUUGGUAUUCUUUUAAAGAUGAAACUGGUUUACCAGUCGUGUUCUUUAAUUCAGAAACAGGAGAACAUAGAUGGUCCAGUGCUUUUAAGCAUGUUAAGUGUUCAAGAGCUACUAUUGAUGAAGUUCCACCAAAGUAUCAUGAUGAUGAUACUAUAGUACUGCAACGAAAAGUAAAAAGUUUUCAAAAUAUUGCAACUGAGACAGAUAAAGACUUCUUUCCAAGACAAACCAUUUGUACAAAUGCUGCAACUAAUACAGACCAUGUUUUUCUUGAAGAAGGUUCUUCAUUUUUAGAGARGUUCGAACAAAACAAAGARAAAGAAUCACAUGGCAGACAAGAAGGUGUAAACUUGUAUGGUGCAGGUGAACAAGAAGAGUUCACAUCAGCAGCAUCUCCACUGGGAAAUCCUUUCAAUAUUGACUCCAAGGAAGAAGAUGCAAUGGAUCAUGAAUAUGGACAGUCCAAGGAAUCUCUUGUGCAUAAUUUAUUUGCCAUGGAACUUUCAUCAGUUCUUUCCUAUGAGGAUUUGCAACAAAAUGACUGCCAUGAGAACCAAUAUGGGACAAAUACRAUGCCUAGAAAUGUAAUGGAAAAUGAGAAAGAAAAAGAUGAAAAAAUGAGACAAUGCGAUCCACCUAUGAUGAAGAUCAAAGUUGAGCCAGAAAGUGAUCAAGUUCAUGAAGAGCAAAUGUACGGCAAUGGAGACCAGACUUCAGGCGAUUUCAGCCUUGUUGACCUUUUACCAAGAAAACAAAAGCGAAAACACAGAUGUACUCUUUGUAAGACAUGGUUUAAAACUGCUUCAAAUCUUGAAAGACAUAUGAUGUUUGUUCAUUCAAAUGAAAUGGAAACAAAGCCUCGACCUCAUGCUUGUACUAUUUGUGACAAGAGGUUUGUAGAAGCUAACUGUCUUAGGAAACAUCUGCGCACACAUACUGGAGAGAAGCCCUACCGUUGUCCAUUUUGUGGYAAGGGUUUUGCUCAGUCACAGAACCUCAACAAACACAAGUACAUCCAUACAGGCUCACGUCCUCAUAAGUGUAAAGUUUGUGGGAAGACAUUUCGACAACACAGCCACUUAGCAAGGCAUAAACUUAUUCACACUGGAGAAAAACCGUAUCAAUGUAGUGAAUGCCCAAAAAACUAUCGAACUAGGAGUCAUUUAAUUAGACAUUUUAAAUCCAGUAAACACAAAGGCCUGAUUGACAACUCAAAGAAACCUGUCAUUGAACCUUGCAUUCAAACAAGCCCUGSUGAUGAGGUUUGAUAGAUCUUGUACACUGUAUUAAGGGAAAKUAACCUAAUUUUAUUGAGGGAAGUGUCAAUCAUUGAAAUGGUGGUGUAUAUAUAAUGAUUUUAAUGAUUUUGGUAACCAUASGGUUUCUAUCAAUAUUGUCCAGGAUAUAACCUGUACAUAUCCAYUUGGGGUCGGGRAAACUGGCAAGGUYUAUUAUGUGAGAWUUGUUUUAAAAGAACUUUCUACAACCUUGCUCCCUGUUAAUGAAGUUAAAACAACUAACAAUCAACUGUGAUAUUAAAUGGAAUAAGUGAAUAAAAUGAAUGAAAGAAAAUGACAUUUUAA
Molecule: messenger RNA, 1736 nt
Organism: Exaiptasia diaphana
Lineage: Eukaryota; Metazoa; Cnidaria; Anthozoa; Actiniaria; Aiptasiidae
Product: zinc finger protein 771
Exons: 3
Coding region: 141-1421 (426 amino acids)
Biological process (GO): regulation of transcription by RNA polymerase II
Molecular function (GO): RNA polymerase II cis-regulatory region sequence-specific DNA binding; DNA-binding transcription factor activity
Source: RefSeq, a predicted model, not a curated record